Molecule: messenger RNA, 735 nt
Organism: Medioppia subpectinata
Lineage: Eukaryota; Metazoa; Arthropoda; Arachnida; Sarcoptiformes; Oppiidae
Source: the annotation of a GenBank genome assembly
CGUGUGGACGAGAAGAACCCAAUCGGAGUGAGUGUUAGUGAAGCCAACAAAGUGUGGUUAAUACUAUCGCUUUGCGUUCGCAUUCAACUUCUGGGCGGUUCUCUUCCAGUGUUCACCGAACAGGACAACCCAACCUCCUUCUCAAAGUCUUCAUUAACCAGGUUCCUAACCUACAGCUAUCUCUCGUCAUUCAACGCCCGUCUUCUCCUAUCGCCGGCAACCCUGGCCUACGACUGGCAGAUGGGAAGCAUUCAACUCAUUACCAUAUUGGUUUUGGCUCUUAUUAUAUGGAAAUUAUGCCAAACCUCUGUGUCCUCUCGUGACGAUCAGGAUCUGUCCAAUAGAACCCUAUGUGUUGGUAUUACAUUAUUAAUACUGCCGUACAUUCCGGCCUCCAAUCUCUUCGUUACCGUUGGCUUUGUUGUCGCUGAGAGAGUGCUUUAUAUUCCCAGUAUAGGAAUGAUUGUAUUGGUUUGCACUGGUCUUCAACGGCUCACUCAAAGCAAGAGUAUAUUUGCCAAAAAAUUAGUCCCAAUAAUAAGAUCAGCGAUGUUUGCACUCAUCCUUAUAUUCGCCAUAAAGACAGUCAAACAGAACAGAUCCGGACUGAGAAGUCUUCCGCAAAAUGCAAAAACUCAUUACAAUUACGCAAAUCUACAAAAAGAUUUGGGAAAUAUUGAGUUAGCGAUGAAACACUAUACAAGUGCUCUCAGUUCAAUACAUAAAUAUAAAUUA